CCCGUGGAUAUAACCGUGGGGACUGCGGGUUAUGAGCCAACGUGCGCAUCACUAGAACACAGUCGCCCGUCGGGGAAAGUGAAUGAAGGCAGCCAGGACGAGACAUUUUACUGACUCCCCAUUCCAGGUGUUGCCUACAAUGUCUAGGGGCUAGAUGAAGGACGGAGGUCCGCCCCUCUUCUUCCUCUCUCCCUAUCCCUCGAUCCAUCCCUCCAUCCAGGGUAGGGCAGGCUACAGGGGGCAGGGCUCCACUCGCAGGGGAGACCAGAGGGGAGGCGCAUCGCCGGAGACCCGCUCAAACCCUCUCCUGACACAGACAGACGGACGGACGGAGGCAGGAGGCAUAUGCUGAAGCAAACAGUUGUGCGCUCGCUCUCCGAUGUGAGCCGAUUUCAGAAAAAAAACGCAACUUUUUGGUUGCAAGACCCGCGGAGUUCUAUUCCAAGACGGUGGAUCCGUUUGUUUUCUUCUGUUAUGCGAGUGGAUUUUCUUUGGAAGGAAUAAGGUUUUUAUUUGAAUAUAAACUAUAUUUUUUUGAUAAACUAUAAACUACUUUUUUACCCCGUUAUAUCGAGCUGCAGUGAACUCCGGAAGAGUUGAUAAGGACAGUCAGGAUGUCCCAUAUCUCCGUCAACGACCACCUGGAGGGGAUUCUAUCAGACUUCGAAGCUUUAAAAAGAUCCUUCGACGUCGACGAUGUGGACGAGCUCCCUCCCUUCUCCCCCUCCUCCCCCGUUCCCUCCCCCUCUCCUCCACCUCCCUCCUCAACAAGACCAACGAGGGUCGAGGGUUCCCCACCUCCAACCACGGCUCCCCUGCCUUCCGCUCGCGGAUCAGCCUUGGUACCAACCCCAGCCCUGCCCAGAGCCCUGUGUUCAAGUCCCGCAUGGUCUCCAGUCUCUCCUUCAACAGAGCCAUGAACAGACCCACCAUCAACAACAAUGGAGGGAGCUCCGGAGGCAUCACCAGGGCCUCUUCCUUCCAGAACAAGUUCAACCCGAAGGGUUUCUCCUCCUCUCUCUCUGGCCCAGGCAGUGAUAAUGAUAGUCUCCAUAGCUCCUCUUCUAGUCUGGAGUAUUCCAUCCAGGGAGGGGGAGGAGAAGGAGGAGGAGGGGUAACUCCGGGCAAGCCAGGGUCUCUGUCCUACUCCACUAGCCUACAGAUGGAGCAGCGUCCUGGGCAGCAGCGUGGCGUGGGCCUGGGGAUGGGGAAGAAGUUCUCUUCCCAUGGGAGUGUGUUUCACUCUGAGCUAGAGGGGCCUAUGGGGCUGGGAGCUCCAGAGCCCAGGGGGGUCAGCCACGGAUCCAUGCCCAGUCUGGACCUCCAGAUCGGGGAAGGAGGAGGCGGGGUGAUGGGGGUGCGGGGGGCUGGAGGUGGAGGGGUGAGGUAUGGCAACGCCAAUGUGGGUUUGAAUGGCGGAUCCCAGCGGCAUUAUAACACCAGUCCCUUUGGGAAGGAAGGAUGCUACUCUCCCAAUCAGAACCACAACAGCUACCAGGCCCCGCCCAAACCCAAAGAGACCCAGCGUCUCAACAAGUUCCCCCUGGAUCUAGACAGUCUGGUGGGGGUGAAGACGGCCCAGCCCAGCCCCCAUCCUCCCCCCUCGUCUGACCCCCCUAAACCUCCACCCAGAGCACACUAUCCCAGCAGCCUCUCUGUCUCAGCUAGCCCAUCCCUCAGCAGUCUGGACAGCUCCGGUGGUGACCUCACUCCUCUUCCCGCCGCCAAACACCACAUCUCCUACAACAACAUCAACCCCCCCUCCCCGCUCUCCCCCACCUACCUCCCCCCGGGGCCAAGCCUGUCCCUAAGGUGAGCCAGUCCCCUGUCCCCCUGUCCCCUGCCCAGACCCCCAGCUCAACCAACUCUCCCCCAGACCUCAGGUAGGACACCUGGCCCCCUCCACCCCCCUGCCACUGGAGCACACCCAGCCACAGGAAAUGAUGUCAGAGAGAGAAAGCGUGGGUUCCAUCCUGCAGAGGAUCGCUUCCUUCUCCCGUUCCGACGCCAUGACGACCACCAGGGUUCCAAGCGCCGCCAGUGUUCUGAGCGGGGUUGCCCUUAGCAACGGGGUGAAGAAGGAGAGCCCACCACCGAUGAUGAUGAUGCAUCAGGAGCGUGUUUCAUCACCUCUACAAGGUAAGCAUUUUAAAAUUACAUGGUUACUGACCCAAUGCUCUUAUUAACCGCCAGGUUACCUGCCGACCACGUAGGUCAUUAUCUAACGAUUUCAUAGGAAUGUUCCCAUGGUGUGACAGGAAUGUUUCCAAGAGACUGUUCCCUAAAUGUCAAAUAGAACUGACCCAGAACUUAAGAUAUUAAAUGUUUCAGACACAUUUCAAGAAUAUUCAUGUGAUCAGUUUUCUGUGGUUUAGGAAAAUAUUCCAUUAACGUCCCACCAAACAUACACAGAACAUGGUCGUCAUUAAAGCAGACUGGAACACAUCUCCAUUAUGAUGUAUAUCUCCUUAAAGCAGACUGGAACACAUCUCUAUUAUGAUGUAUAUCUCCUUAAAGCAGACUGGAACACAUCUCCAUUAUGAUGUAUAUCUCCUUAAAGCAGACUGGAACACAUCUCCAUUAUGAUGUAUAUCUCCUUAAAGCAGACUGGAACACAUCUCCAUUAUGAUGUAUAUCUCCUUAAAGCAGACUGGAACACAUCUCCAUUAUGAUGUAUAUCUCCUUAAAGCAGACUGGAACACAUCUCCAUUAUGAUGUAUAUCUCCUUAAAGCAGACUGGAACACAUCUCCAUUAUGAUGUAUAUCUCCUUAAAGCAGACUGGAACACAUCUCCAUUAUGAUGUAUAUCUCCUUAAAGCAGACUGGAACACAUCUCCAUUAUGAUGUAUAUCUCCUUAAAGCAGACUGGAACACAUCUCUAUUAUGAUGUAUAUCUCCUUAAAGCAGACUGGAACACAUCUCCAUUAUGAUGUAUAUCUCCUUAAAGCAGACUGGAACACAUCUCCAUUAUGAUGUAUAUCUCCUUAAAGCAGACUGGAACACAUCUCUAUUAUGAUGUAUAUCUCCUUAAAGCAGACUGGAACACAUCUCCAUUAUGAUGUAUAUCUCCUUAAAACAGAAUGGAAUACAUCUCCAUCCAUGAAUUCUCAUUUGAGGACUGUAUUGUAGAUUGGAGGUCCAGGUCUUGUUGUGUUGUACUCGUGUCAUACUAUAAGGUCCAGGUCUUGUUGUGUUGUACUCGUGUCAUACUAUAAGGUCCAGGUCUUGUUGUGUUGUACUCGUGUCAUACUAUGAGGUCCAGAUCUUGUUGUGUUGUACUCGUGUCAUACUAUAAGGACCAGGUCUUGUUGUGUUGUACUCGUGUCGUACUAUGAGGUCCAGGUCUUGUUGUGUUGUACUCGUGUCAUACUAUGAGGUCCAGAUCUUGUUGUGUUGUACUCGUGUCAUACUAUGAGGUCCAGAUCUUGUUAGGUUGUACUCGUGUCAUACUAUAAGGAUCAGGUCUUGUUGUGUCAUACUAUGAGGUCCAGGUCUUGUUGUGUUGUACUCGUGUCAUACUAUGAGGACCAGGUCUUAAUGGCACAGGAGGUAGUGCUCUGUCCUGUAUGUGUAGAGUUACUGGUUCAUGUCCCUCUCAGCUGGUCUGUCUCCAUCACUAGUAUCUGUUGUUGUCCCAGAGGACACAGAACACAGCUGGACGGUCAGUGGUGCUGCUAAUAGUCUGGAAACUCUGAGCCAAAUCAAAACAGGCUCCGUCUGGAAAGUAUGUGGCAGCUCCAAUACACCCACUACAUAACAUGAUGAUUCUGAUAGAACACUGUCGGGUUCCGCUGGACUGCUGGUUCUGCUCUCACCCACUACAUAACAUGAUGAUUCUGAUAGAACACUGUCGGGUUCCGCUGGCCUGCUGGUUCUGCUCUCACCCACUACAUAACAUGAUGAUUCUGAUAGAACACUGUCGGGUUCUGAUGGACUGCUGGUUCUGCUCUCACCCACUACAUAACAUGAUGAUUCUGAUAGAACACUGUCGGGUUCCGCUGGACUGCUGGUUCUGCUCUCACCCACUACAUAACAUGAUGAUUCUGAUAGAACACUGUCGGGUUCCGCUGGACUGCUGGUUCUGCUCUCACCCACUACAUAACAUGAUGAUUCUGAUAGAACACUGUCGGGUUCUGAUGGACUGCUGGUUCUGCUCUCACCCACUACAUAACAUGAUGAUUCUGAUGGAACACUGUCGGGUUCCGCUGGACUGCUGGCUCUCACCCACUACAUAACAUGAUGAUUCUGAUAGAACACUGUCGGGUUCCGCUGGACUGCUGGUUCUGCUCUCACCCACUACAUAACAUGAUGAUUCUGAUAGAACACUGUCGGGUUCUGAUGGACUGCUGGUUCUGCUCUCACCCACUACAUAACAUGAUGAUUCUGAUAGAACACUGUCGGGUUCCGCUGGCCUGCUGGUUCUGCUCUCACCCACUACAUAACAUGAUGAUUCUGAUAGAACACUGUCGGGUUCCGCUGGACUGCUGGUUCUGCUCUCACCCACUACAUAACAUGAUGAUUCUGAUAGAACACUGUCGGGUUCCGCUGGCCUGCUGGUUCUGCUCUCACCCACUACAUAACAUGAUGAUUCUGAUAGAACACUGUCGGGUUCCGCUGGACUGCUGGUUCUGCUCUCACCCACUACAUAACAUGAUGAUUCUGAUAGAACACUGGGGUUCCGCUGGACUGCUGGUUCUGCUCUCACCCACUACAUAACAUGAUGAUUCUGAUGGAACACUGUCAGGUUCUGAUGGACUGCUGGUUCUGCUCUCACUAAUACACAGUGGUCACAGCCUCCCCUCAUGGAACAACAACAUCCUCUGUUUAGACAGACCAUCAUGUUGAAGAGUCCUUUUCCACAUGGAACAUGAUAUCUCUCCUCUUCCUCCCCUUUUUCCUCUCCUCUUCCUCCCCUUUUUCCUCUCCUCUUCCUCCCCCUUUUCCUCUCCUCUUCCUCCUCCUCCUCUUUUUCUCUAUUCCUCCCCUGUUCUCUCCUCUCCUCUGUUUCCCCUCUCCUCUCCUGGGGUUUAACAGAUGGACACUAAGCUUUUACAGUUAGAGUCUUUGUGCGUAUGUGUGUGUAUGUGUGUGUGUGUAUGUGCGUGUGUGUGUGCUUGUGCGU
Molecule: messenger RNA, 5122 nt
Organism: Oncorhynchus tshawytscha (Chinook salmon)
Lineage: Eukaryota; Metazoa; Chordata; Actinopteri; Salmoniformes; Salmonidae
Product: one cut domain family member 3-like
Exons: 2
Coding region: 887-1816 (309 amino acids)
Source: RefSeq, a predicted model, not a curated record